Molecule: messenger RNA, 507 nt
Organism: Morus notabilis
Lineage: Eukaryota; Viridiplantae; Streptophyta; Magnoliopsida; Rosales; Moraceae
Exons: 2
Coding region: 92-448 (118 amino acids)
Source: RefSeq, a predicted model, not a curated record
UCGCUCUGGUACUUCUCUUACAGUAGGAUAAUAAGAGACAAACUUGGACAUGUUUACUUAAACUGCUGCCCAAGACUAGUUGUUUUAGUUGAUGAUUUCCUUUCCAUUUUUCUUGAUUAUCGUUCUUGUUCUCAUGGUAUGGAAUUUGGAUCUCUUCUUAUCUUCACAGGAAGAAAUUGAGUCGCUUCGAGAAAUAGCGGAGAAGCUGAAGAGGGAGAAUUCUAAGCUCAAGAAUAAGAUAUUGCAGAUUUCUGAGGAAUGUCAGGAAGUCGGUGAAGAAAAUGAUUCCUUAAUGGAUGAGGUAGAGGGGAGAUACGGUGCAGAUGCAAUAUCUGACAUAAGAGCUAGAAAUCCUGCCUCUGCUAAUCAGGAAAGCCAUGGCGAUGGAGAAAGAACUUUAAGUGACAACAACUCAACUGAUGAUCGGAACGGAGAGAUGGAUCAAUAAGCCGCUCUGAUAGAAAUUUGCUUUUUCCAUGGGAACCUUUUCUGCUUUAUUUGCACAGC